AUGGAUAAUACCAGCCCCACCGAUUACAAGAAACUCUUUUUGCAGGCCGAAGAGCGUCAGAGACAGGAAGAGGAGAGACGGAAGCAGGCCGAAGAGCGAGAGAAGCAGCAAAGGGAGCGCAACCAACGAACGACAUUUGCAGAACUCUUACGCUUCUGCCACAGCUUACUUUCCCGACCAUUGAGAGUCGAAACACCAUCUCGCUCGACUACAGGGAGCAUACCUCCUCCCACCGGAAAAUACUGUCCCACACGACUAGCACUAUGGACCGAUUGUUCAGCUCGACAGCAGAAAAUAUACAGCUCUGUGUGCAACUACCUCCAGGCAACCGAGGAAGCCCGAGCACGAUUGUUUACCCCCUUGAUUGCGCUUGAAGAGGAUGCCAGACGAUUCGGUCUCCGUCCAAUUAGCAGUGAACAAGGUCUUGAGAACUACGAACGAAUCGCCGUGGAAGAUCAUGUCCGUGAUAUAAUUGCAGAGCUAUGCAAAAUCGACGCUGCCCGAGACGAGUUCGGACUUGGAGAUGGAAUCUGGUUCGACAAUCACACCAACUCUUUCAAUCCACGCGGCGGUAACGACGCAAAUGCAAGCCAACCAUCAGGCAUACAUCACCCCCGACCCGAUCAGUUCUGUAUCCACCGAGUCGAUGGCAACACUAAUACCCUCCUCACUACGGUUGAAUACAAGCCGCCCCACAAGCUUUCUGUCGAAGCCCUUCGCGUGGGGCUCAGGGAAAUGGACUUAUGGAAAUGCAUGGUCAGAUCAAACAAAAUCACGACGGAUCACGCAGAGAAAUUGAAAUACAAUGCAGAGCGACUCGUGUGCUCCGCUAUAGUCCAGGAAUACCAUGUGAUGAUCCAGGAGGGACUCGAGUACUCUUAUGUCACUAAUGGGGUCGCUCGUGUCCUUCUCCGCGUUCCAUACAACGAUCCUAGCACAUUGUACUACUUUCUCUGUGAUCCCAACAGCGAACAAAGUCCCCAAGAGCCGACGACCUCCAUCGCGAGGGUUCUGUGUCUGUGUUUGAUGGCGUUCCGUUCGCCAGUUCGUGACCAGGAAUGGAGAAAUACUGCACAGUCGCGGCUUCCUUUGUGGACAACUAGCUUCGAUUACGCUCGUUCUCAGAUUCCUAAGGAGGUCUUACAGCAAAUCGCUCCGCACUCUGACAGUACCAACUCCGAAUAUGUAAGUCCAGAGCCAAGUUCAGACUACCAACCAUCAUCGCCUCCACUGGAAUCUCCAACAGCGGGCCGCCGAGUGCCCACGAGGUCUCAAGCCAGCUGUGCGCCCUCGGAUGUCCGACACCGGACGCAGUCGCCAGAAUCAUCAGGCUCCGACUCGAAUCAAGCGACCGGACGCAAACGGGGCUUCAGCCAGGUCACAUCUUCCCCUUCCGCCCAACGAGCCGCUCGUCAACGCGAAACUGGGAAAGAUCAAGGCAGCCAUUCUAAACGCCAUAAUACACAAUUUUGCACCCAGCGAUGUUUAUUAGGGCUGCAGACGGGAGGUUUCCUAGACGACUGUUGUCCAAACGUGAAGCUCCAUCGUCGGGGUCAGGAUUUCAUCAAACACCCCAUCAACUCGGAGGAUUUGAUGCGUUUACUAAAAGCACAACUGGAUGAAAACAUUGACCGGUGCAUCCCCCUUGGGAAUUGCGGGGCAUACGGUGCACCGUUUAAACUCAUUUGUGCUACAUAUGGCUAUGUUGUUAUUGGGAAAGGGACCACAUCGGGCCUCUGGAAAGAAGUCUCCCGCGAAGCGCAGGUAUAUGAAAUCCUGCGGAAGGCUCAAGCAUCCGCUGUGCCUGUUUUCCUCGGUACAAUCGACUUAGCAAAAAUUUAUUUUCUUCAUGGGGCUGGAGAGAUUCGUCACAUGCUCGUCAUGAGCUGGGGAGGCGAUAGCACUGCAACGAUGGAACUGACACCGGAGCUUCUCAAACAUAUUCACAAAUCGAACAAGGAAAUUAAAGCCUUGGGAAUCUUCCACGAAGACCUUCGGCCUGACAAUGUCCUUUGGAAUGAAGAGCUCAAGCGGGCGCUAAUCAUCGACUUUCACCGAUCUACAUUGAGAUGUCGGCAAAUUCCAAAGCGACCACGAGCAAAGCGACAAUUGUUGCGAACCGAGUCAGGAGAUGCAAAGCGUUUACGUGUUCUUUGA
Penicillium brevicompactum is the source of this 2157-nucleotide messenger RNA. RefSeq lists its product as uncharacterized. The coding region runs from base 1 to 2157 and encodes 718 amino acids. NCBI's taxonomy places the organism in Eukaryota, Fungi, Ascomycota, Eurotiomycetes, Eurotiales, Aspergillaceae. The record is from RefSeq and is a predicted model, not a curated record. The transcript has a single exon.